AUGGAAUUGAGUACUAGCUCAGUACUGAGCUUAACUGAUUUUUUUAUUUCAGAGAAUAAAAAACCAUGCCUUCAAUUCUCUGACCUAAGUAUAAAGGAUUCCUUCAGAGAUUUAUUUAAUCCCAAAAUGCAGAUGUUUCUGCUAAUGUAUACAAGGAACAACCUAAACUGUGCUGAGGCCCUGUUUGAGCAGGAUGAUUCACUUAACGUUAAUUUCAACACAAGUAAGAAAACAAUCUGGCUGAUUCAUGGAUACAGACCAAUGGGCUCCGUUCCAUCCUGGCUUCAGAAACUUCUAAGGGUUUUGCUGAAUCAAGACGAUAUGAACAUAGUUGUAGUAGACUGGAACCGUGGUGCUACAACUUUUAUUUACGAUAGAGCAGUUAACAAUGCCAGAAAAGUUGCUGUGAGUUUGAGCGAGUGCAUUCAGAGGCUUUUGAAGCAUGGAGCAUCUCUUGAUAAUUUUCAUUUCAUAGGUAUGAGCCUAGGGGCUCAUAUUAGUGGAUAUGUUGGAAAGCUAUUUCGAGGUCAACUUGGAAGAAUAACAGGUCUUGACCCUGCUGGGCCAAAAUUCUGUGGAAAACCAUCAAAUGGCAGAUUAGAUUACACGGAUGCAAAGUUUGUGGAUGUCAUCCACUCUGAUACCGAUGGUUUAGGCAUUAAAGAACCCUUGGGACAUAUAGAUUUUUAUCCAAAUGGAGGAAAAAAGCAGCCUGGCUGUCCUAAAUCAAUAUUUUCAGGAAUCAAAUUUAUUAAAUGCGACCACCAGAGAGCAGUUCACUUGUUCUUGGCAGCUCUGGAGACAAACUGCAAUUUUAUUUCAUUUCCUUGUCAUUCAUACAAAGAUUACAAGACUGGUUCAUGUGUGGAUUGUGAUGACUUUGAGAAAAAAUCAUGCCCUAGGCUAGGUUAUCAAGCUGAGCUAUGGAAAGAUAUUUUAAAAGAAAGAAGAAAAAGAUCUCUUAGGACCACUGUGUUUUUGGAUACUACUGGCACAAAUCCAUUCUGUACCUAUUAUUUUGUACUCAGUAUCGUUUUGGAUGACACUAUGAAGGACGGCAUUAUUACGUUUAGAUUAUUAAGUCAGCUUGGAAGAGUUGAAGAACCAAAGCUCUAUGCGAAUAAUAAAUCACUUCAUAAAGUUCGAGAAGUCAAGAUUCUUGCUCAGUUUUUAAAUGAUGUUGUAAAUAUCUCAAGCAUCGGUUUGGCAUAUUAUCAAAGCUCAAAUCAUCAGUGUUCCACAUGCCAAUAUAGAAUCCAGCGUCUCAUGUUAAAAUCCCUUACAUAUCCAGAGAGACCUCCACUCUGUAGGUAUGACUUCGUACUUGAAGAAAACAAAGAAGUAUUUCUCAAUCUAUGUACUUGCAAACCAGAGGAAAUAUGA
Artibeus jamaicensis (Jamaican fruit-eating bat) is the source of this 1383-nucleotide messenger RNA. RefSeq names its product lipase I (gene LIPI). Gene Ontology annotation, molecular function: carboxylic ester hydrolase activity; lipase activity. Lineage: Eukaryota; Metazoa; Chordata; Mammalia; Chiroptera; Phyllostomidae. Gene Ontology annotation, biological process: lipid metabolic process. The record is from RefSeq and is a predicted model, not a curated record.